This is a messenger RNA of Amblyraja radiata (thorny skate), 733 nucleotides long. It is a transcript of the gene svip, whose product is annotated as small VCP interacting protein. NCBI's taxonomy places the organism in Eukaryota, Metazoa, Chordata, Chondrichthyes, Rajiformes, Rajidae. Gene Ontology annotation, cellular component: endoplasmic reticulum membrane. Gene Ontology annotation, biological process: negative regulation of ERAD pathway; positive regulation of autophagy; negative regulation of VCP-NPL4-UFD1 AAA ATPase complex assembly. The record is from RefSeq and is a predicted model, not a curated record. Bases 36 to 278 code for a protein of 80 amino acids. The transcript is spliced from 5 exons.
GCAGCUCCGGGGCUGUGGGCGGCGGCCGACGGGCGAUGGGGAUGUGUCUGCCCUGUCUGGGCGGCGCCACCGAGGACGUGGUGCAGACCCCCGACCCGGACACAAGAAGGAAACAAUUAGCUGACGCUGCAGAAAAGCGACAGAAAGAGAACGUGCACAGGGGCGUUAAGAAUCCAGAAGCAGUGGAACGAAAGAAGAGGAAGCAGGAAGAGAUGGAAAAGCAGCAGAUGAACACCUCGUCUUCGGGUGGAGGUGGCCUCAGGUGGCAGGUUGGGUAAAGGAUGCGAAGAGCUGAUGCCCGGAUUGAGAACCGCCGAUGCAGCGUGACCUUGCCAGCCCCCCCCCCCCCAGAUCACAGAGUUGUUGAUGUUCUCCGCGUGGCUUUCAGUGUCGUGUGGUUAGAGCCAUCCAGAAAUGUGCCAUGCUACUUCACGUUGAAUGUCGCCUACCAAGCGCUUUCUGUGCCCCGAUAGGAAAGUACAAUGUCUCUUGCAACUUAACAACCUGCCUGUUAAUGUAUCAUUCGGCUAAUCCAGACUGUGAAGACCAAAGAUACUAGAGCUCCUCUAUAAUCUUUGGUGAAGACUGCACUCCGCCUGGAUGUUAAUUGCCCUGAGUCCUUUACAUUGCUCCUGCUUUACCGGAGAUUAUAUUGCCAGAGGUGGACAAAAAUGCUGGAGGAACUCAGCGGGUUAUGCAGCAUCUACGGAGCGAAGGAAAUAGGCGAGGUUUC